Molecule: messenger RNA, 1383 nt
Organism: Neoarthrinium moseri
Lineage: Eukaryota; Fungi; Ascomycota; Sordariomycetes; Amphisphaeriales; Apiosporaceae
Exons: 1
Coding region: 1-1383 (460 amino acids)
Biological process (GO): fatty acid beta-oxidation using acyl-CoA dehydrogenase; butyrate catabolic process
Molecular function (GO): flavin adenine dinucleotide binding
Source: RefSeq, a predicted model, not a curated record
AUGAACUUCGACUUACCACCUGACCUCCAGGAGUACAUAGACAAGUUGGACAGCUUUAUACAACAGCAAAUCCUCCCGCUUCAACACAAAGGUGACAAUAAUAGAUUCUUCGACCACAGGCGGGAGCCGUCACGGACACAAUGGGAUAACGGAGGGCUCCCGACUCCCGAAUGGGAAGAGCUCCUGACACAAGCGCGCAAGUUGGCGGAUGAAGCUGGCUUUUACCGCUUCCCCAUCCCCAAACAGUACGGUGGCCAAGAGCACCCUUCGAUGAACCUUUGGAUGUGUGGUCUGAGAUAUCAUAUGGCCUCCCAUCCCGUCUACGGAGGUGGUGUCAGCCUGGCCAACGAUCUCCAGAACGAGCACAGUGUAGUUGGCAACUUUCCUGAUUUCCUCAUGAUCUACCACUGGGGCAAUGAGCAGCAGAAGGCCGAGCUCAUUCCGGCACGGUUAGCAGGUCGCUUCAGGAUGACCUUUGGUCUGACAGAGAUCCAUCACGGCAGCGAUGCGACGCACAUGGACACCAAGGCCACCCCGUGUAAGCUGCCGGAUGGGUCACCAGGGUACAGCAUCACAGGCAACAAGAAAUGGCAGACCGGAGCGCACUCGGCCACCCACUUCUUGAUCUUCGCUAGGACAUCUGGAAAAGCGGGCUCGCCGCGCGGGAUUACAGCAUUCAUAGUCCCACGCGACACACCAGGCAUUGUGAUCAACUCCUAUGAGUACACCUUGAACAUGCCCACGGACCACGCGACUAUACUAUUUGACGAUGUCAAGGUGCCAGCAUCGGGAGUGCUUGGCCCGCUGGACAAUGGCCUGGCCAUAGCGCAGACCUUCACCCAUGAGAACCGGAUCCGGCAAGCUGCCAGCUCGUGUGGUGCCGCCAAGUUCUGUAUCGACCGUUCCAUCGCCUAUGCCCGGAAACGUGUCGUGUUUGGAAAGCCGUUGUCUUCCAACCAGGCUAUCCAGUGGCCGUUGGUAGAGCUUUCUACCCAGGCCGAGAUGCUUCGCCUGCUCAUUCUGCGCACGGCCAACGAGAUGGAUACUGUGCAGCGCAAGUACGACGGGCACGCGGGCGCGACGUCGAUGCCGCCCUGGGUUGCGAUUGAGAAGCAGCUGGGGCACAAGAUCAGCAUGUGUAACUACUACGCGAACCGGUUGGCGACCCAGGCUGCCGACAAUGCGAUUCAGGUGCAUGGCGGCAACGGGUACAGUAGACAUGAGCCGUUUGAGCACAUCUGGCGCCACUUCCGGCGGUACAGGAUCACGGAGGGAAGCGAGGAGGUGCAGAUGCGCAAGGUGGCGGGAUAUCUGUUCGGAUACAAGAGCACCGGAGCUGAGACUGAAGGGAAAGAUGGACAAAAGGAGAGCUCCAAGUUAUAG